Molecule: messenger RNA, 1650 nt
Organism: Trichobilharzia regenti
Lineage: Eukaryota; Metazoa; Platyhelminthes; Trematoda; Strigeidida; Schistosomatidae
Source: the annotation of a GenBank genome assembly
AUGGAUGAACUUGAUUCUUUAUUGAAUGAGUUGCAUCAAACAAAUCAGAAAAUACUACAGAAAAAUAAAUACAGCAAUUCUUACUGUGAUUACAGCAGUUCCUUCACCAAUGUGACAGGGAGUGAUCAGCACACAGGAACAGAUAAUUCUGCUGGAAAUAAAUUUACGUUAGAGCAAGAGAAUUACAGCAAUGACCUGAAGAAUAACCAACCGAAGAAUGUUCGGGAGCUUAAUGAAAUGCUGGCCGAUCUCGAUAACUUCGACUAUGUUCAACUAAAUUAUACUCCACAGGGAUAUUCAAACUACAUUCAAAGUCAAACAAAUCAAUUGGAGGAAAGUUCUACAUGUAAUACAAAUACACCAACAAUCGUAAAUAGUCAUUCCGAUUAUGAUUUACACAGUCCACAAUCAAAUGAUGAACAUACUAUUUUAGCUGUGAAAGAGGCAUCUCGCCAAUUGGAUGAUUUAUUAUAUUCCUUAAAACAAUUUAAAGUUAGUCAUCAUCAAAGUGAUUCAGGCGCUGAACUACCGAGUAGUAUGAGCAAUUCAUUCAUUGAUAACAAUUCAUCAUCUGAUGUUCAUCAAAGAAAUUCACAAACACCUUCGAAUAAGUCAUCUACAACAUCAAGUCAUCGAAUUGAUAAUGCUAACAACAUUAAUAAUAAUAAUAAUAAUAUGGAUCAUAUGGACGGUAGUCUCAAUACUGAAAAUUACCAACUGUAUCAAAAUCAUGAUUACAAUACUUAUCAGUAUACUGACAAUGUAAGCAGUACAACACGUUUACAAAGACAACAUGCUCAACGUGUUACAGUGCCAAAAUAUGAAAAAGAUAAAAGUGUUCAACCUAGUGAACAAUGUCCAACUCACUUAUUAAAUUCAAUGCUCAAUGAUUUAUCAUCUGAAUUAUCUCAACAUGGUGCAAAAACAAAUCCACGAGGAGAAUGUUAUGCCUGUAAAAAGCCUAUAAAUGGAACACUCAUCACAGCUAUUGGUAAAGAAUGGCAUCCAGAGCACUUUACAUGUGCCAGCUGUCGUGUUGGCCUUGUUCGUCAAGAUUUUUAUGAACGGGAUGAUCAAGCCUAUUGCACACAGUGUCAUGUUCAAAUGUUCUCUCCAAAAUGUGGUUAUUGUGGGGAAGCUGUUGUUUCGAAGUGUGUUUUAGCAUUAGCACGUGCUUGGCAUCAUGAACACUUCUUUUGUUAUGAAUGUCAUUCAAAUUUCAAUGGAUUAUCACCAGUACAUGAACAAAACGGUCGACUGUAUUGCUCUAAUUGCUAUUUUACAAAAUUUGGAACUCCAUGUUCUGGUUGUCAGCAGCCGAUUACAGAUGCUUAUAUUACAGCACUGGAUAUGCCUUGGCAUAAAGACUGUUUCACUUGUCGUGAUUGCAAUAAAGUACUAACUGGAUCUAACUUUCAUGAAAUUGACGGAUAUGCUUAUUGUGAUUCACAUUAUUAUUCUAGACGUGGUUUAUUAUGCAUAGCAUGCUCAUUACCAAUAACUGGACGAUGUGUCAAUGCACUUGGUAAACGUUAUCAUCCAGAGCAUUUUAUAUGUGCUUACUGUCUAAACCCAUUACAAACAGGCACAUUUAGAGAGCAUUCAGGUAAACCUUACUGUCAUCAAUGUUUUACACAGCUAUUUGGCUGA